Messenger RNA from Schizosaccharomyces cryophilus OY26, 1762 nucleotides. Its product is annotated as threonine synthase. Lineage: Eukaryota; Fungi; Ascomycota; Schizosaccharomycetes; Schizosaccharomycetales; Schizosaccharomycetaceae. The transcript has 2 exons. Gene Ontology annotation, molecular function: pyridoxal phosphate binding; threonine synthase activity. The record is from RefSeq and is a predicted model, not a curated record. Gene Ontology annotation, biological process: L-threonine biosynthetic process. Bases 12 to 1601 code for a protein of 529 amino acids.
GUUAACUUUCCAUGCAAAAACCAACCUUCCAAAAACCAACAACGUCGAGUUGGAAAAUCAAAAUGUCAAGCCAAGUUACUUAUUUGUCUACUCGUGGCGGAUCUUCAAACUUCUCUUUUGAGGAUGCUGUGUUGAAGGGAUUGGCCAGUGAUGGCGGUUUAUUCAUCCCAAGCGAAAUUCCUCAAUUUCCCGAGAAUUGGGUUGAGGAAUGGAAGAAUAAGAGCUUUUCAGAAGUCGCUUUCGAAAUUAUGUCCUUGUACGUUCCUCGCGAAGAGAUUCCCGCUGAUGCUUUGAAGGAUAUAAUUAAUCGCUCAUAUUCUACCUUCCGUCAUCCGGAGACUACUCCAAUCAGAAAUUUGAAAAACGGUCUUGAUGUUCUUGAACUUUUCCAUGGUCCAACCUUUGCUUUCAAAGAUGUUGCCUUACAAUUUCUUGGUAACCUCUUUGAAUUCUUUCUGACUCGUAAAAAUGGUGACAAGCCUUUGGAACAGCGCGAUCACCUUACUGUUGUUGGUGCUACUUCUGGUGACACUGGAAGCGCUGCUAUCUAUGGUCUUCGAGGAAAGAAGGACGUUUCUGUCUUCAUCUUAUUUCCCAAGGGACGCGUUUCUCCUAUUCAAGAAGCCCAGAUGACUAGUGUGUUGGAUAAGAACGUUCACAACAUUAUUGUUGACGGUGUGUUUGAUGACUGCCAAGACAUCGUCAAGCAAGUUUUCGGUGACGUUGAAUUCAACAAAAAGCAUCAUAUUGGUGCCGUAAACUCUAUCAAUUGGGCCCGUAUCCUUUCUCAGAUCACUUACUAUGUCUACGCUUACCUUUUGACAGUCAAGGCUGGUAAGGCUGACCAUGUUCGCUUCGUUGUUCCUACUGGUAAUUUUGGCGAUAUUUUAGCUGGUUAUUAUGCCAAGCGUAUGGGUGUUCCUGCUGAUAAGCUUGUCAUUGCCACUAAUGAAAAUGAUAUCUUAAACCGCUUUUUUAAGUCCGGUCGUUACGAGAAAGUCGAUUCUAGCAUCGCUCCCGCUAACUCUUCUGCUUCUGCCAAGGAAACUUAUUCACCUGCUAUGGAUAUCUUAGUUUCCUCAAACUUUGAACGUUAUUUGUGGUAUUUAGCAUUGACUUGCGAAGCUCCUAACCAUACUCAUGCUGAAGCCUCCGAUAUCUUGGCCAAGUGGAUGUCAGAAUUUAAACAAAACGGCUCUGUUGCUGUUCGUCCAGAAGUUUUGGAGACUGCUCGUCGUGAUUUUAUCAGCGAGCGUGUUAGCAAUGAUGAAACCAUUGCUUCCAUAAAAAACAUUUAUGAGACUGAACAAUAUGUUGUUGACCCUCAUACCGCCGUUGGUAUUGAAACUGGUUUACGUUGUUUGAAAUCAUCUCCCGGUAUCACAUAUAUUUGCCUUUCUACUGCUCAUCCUGCUAAGUUCGAUAAUGCUGUGAAUCUUGCUCUUAGCUCUUUCUCUGGAUACGACUUCAACAGCCAAGUCUUACCUACUGAAUUUCACGGCCUUAUGGAUGCUGAAUGUCGUUCCAUUGCUUUCGGCAAGCCAAACAUUGAACGUCUUGAGCAACUUAUUGAAACCGCCCUUGAUGAAGAAAAGAAAUAAAGGAAAAGGUCGCUUAAUACCCAAGAACCAAUAUACCUUUGUAGUUAGAACAUCCCUUUUUUUGUCUUUUGUAUAUUAAUUUUGUUAUAGUUUUGGUACCUCAAUGAGAGAAUAAAAGAUUUUCAUUAUAUAGAAUUGAGCAAUUAAUUUUCUUUGUGGAG